This is a messenger RNA of Musa acuminata subsp. malaccensis (wild Malaysian banana), 5409 nucleotides long. The record is from RefSeq and is a predicted model, not a curated record. NCBI's taxonomy places the organism in Eukaryota, Viridiplantae, Streptophyta, Magnoliopsida, Zingiberales, Musaceae.
AUGUGAAGAUUGCCCUUGUAUUAAGGGCAAUCUUCACCUUGUAUUAAGAUUAAUCUCAAUUUUAAAGUCAUUUGUAUUAAGGGAUUGCCCCCAUUUAUGAGUUUUUUACCAUACAAGUCCUUGGUUACGUUAGUACAUUCUAGUUGCAUGUAAUGGCAUGAACUGCAUGUUGCCUUGUGCAAUGUAGACUGAUUGGUAAGGAUGCACAAGUGGACCUUCAAUGACUUGUACAUCCCAGAUACAAGGCGAGGAUCAUUGAAUUUUUCUCAAAGGUUAAUUUGUUUUAUGAAACCAGUAGGACAUUCUUUUACUUUUGUUGAAGUUGACAUUUCUUUAUUUGUUCAUUAGCUUAAAUAUUUGGUAUUUUUUAUGUUUGUUAUCUUUCCAGAGUGGGAUUACCAAGCAGUAGGGAGUUAUUUGAUGCUAAAUUGGAGAAGAAAAUUUACAGGAUUAUUACUCGAGUUUAUGAAUGAUUCCCAAAAAACAUUGCUACCAGUUGUCCAAAAGCCUGAUGGGAAGAAAAAUUGGAUGAUUAUAUAUGGCAGCACGGAAUCUCUUGAAAGCUACUGUUCCCUUCUCUUGUUGUCUAGAGAUAACAUAUUUUAAUGUGGUUGAUGGCAAGGGAUAUUCUUCUCUAUAUGAACCACGACCAAGCAUUAAGGGUCAAUACGAGGAUUCAUUAGGAAAGAUUCUUUUGGUCAAUUUUCGUGGCUGCCCAACCACUUACUCGAUGGUGGCGACAGGCUACUUUUCAUGGACGAGGUGGAGAUGUCAUGUCCAUUGCUACCCAGCAUGUGAAACUUAAGCAUUGGAAGCAUUGAAAUAUUCCCAUUUCCCUUGACAUCUUGUCCAUGACCAACAAAGUGAAUAUGGAAGUUGAAGAUGAUGAGGAUGAUGAUGAUGUGGACUUCAAUCCCACCUGGAGAGGGGAAUCCCUGUCAGAAGCCUCAUCUGGCUUGAGUUCGGACAAUGAAGCUACUGGCGAUGAUAUUGGUGAAGUUUUUUCGAGCUCAUUAAAGCACCAAGGUGAUGGUGUGUCACCGAGAAAAUCUGUGAUUACUUGCCGCAAUCUAGAUUCAGGAACUGAAGAUGAGGAGAUUGUUAUGCAAAAUAGACUGACAGCUGAAGAUGUUACUGGAAAGGAUGUUGUUCUAGAAAAGCCUGAGGUGGAAGGACUAAAUAGGUUCAAUUGGCAGGAAGAGGAAUCAGCUCAUCCUGAAGGAAGCUAUAAAAAAGCUGCAUCUGGGGAUGAAAGCGAAGCUGCUGAAGAGCUUACCAAAGAAGAGUUGCCUGGCCAGGCUACAAGCUCUUCAUACUCAAUAUGUUUAAGGGAGCAAGCUGUCGAGAUAGAUGAUGAGGAUGCAAUCUGCAAGCGGACCAGAGCUCGCCAUUCUCUUGCAAAUUAUACCCUCGAAGAGUUGGAAGCUUUUCUUCAGGAAUCUGAUGAUGAUGAUGACUUGCAAAAUGUUGAUGAUGAAGAAGAGUAUCGCAAGUUUCUUGCUGCUGUGUUGCUGGGAGGAGAUGGUAAUGGACAGGCAGGACAAGAUGACGAAAUUUUGGAUGAAGAUGAGGAAAAUGAUGCUGACUUUGCAAUUGAAAUUGAGGAAGCAUUAGAAAGUGACAUUGAUGAAAGUUUUGAUGAUGACAAGAGGCGAAGUGAUAAAAAUGAGGAAGAUGUUCAUAGACCAGAAACUAGACAAAAGAAACGCCUAAGGGAGUCUGCUGAAAAGAAGAAAUGUUUUUUGGGGCUUGACAAGAUGCCACUGCGUCCUAUACUGCCUUAUGUCUCAAAUGCUCAAAUAGCUCCUGUUCCUGCUCUUGGAUUGCGAUUUCAUUCUCCUGAAAGCUUUUCUCAUUGCCCAUUUGCUUUCUCUGGGGCUGAUUUAACCCAUGGUUUUACGUAUCAGCAGUUAGGCCAGCUGUACUGUCUGAUACAUGAACAUGUUCAACUCCUUAUACAGGUCUUUUCUGUUAGUGUUCUUGAUUCAUCCCGACAGCAAGUUGCUAUGGAAGUUCAAGAGUUGAUCAUGGAGAUGGUUGCUAGACAUGAAGAAGGGUUGGCCAGGAGAAAAGCUCCUUAUGACAUGUCCUGUUUUCAGGCUCCAAAUAUCCAUGCAUCAUUGCAGAUUGAUUCUAGUGAGAGUUCUGAAUUUUCUCAUUGGACACCUUCAAUAGAUGGCCCCAUAUUUUCCAUCCUUGAUGUUGUGCCACUUCAGUUGGCUAAGAGUUAUAUGGCAGAUGUUUCGGCUACGGUUUUAAGGUAUAGACAAAGUCACUUGGAUGAUCCAGUUGACAAGAGUCACUUGAAAAGGGAACCUCUUUUUCCGUUUCCUAUGCUCACAUCUCAGAUGGGAACAGAUCAAAUUUUGUAUGGUGAGCCGAAUGGCAUUCCCUCAAAAACAGCAUUGCCACCUCCGCCUGGUCAAUUACCACCCAAAAAGUCACUGGCUGCUACACUAGUGGAAAAUACCAAGAAGCAAACUGUUGCUCUUGUGCCAAUGGAAAUUGCCAAGCUAGCAAAGAGGUUUUAUCCUCUAUUUAAUUUAGCAUUAUUCCCUCACAAACCUCCGGUACCGGCUGUUGCUAAUCGUGUGCUCUUCACUGAUGCAGAAGAUGAAUUAUUAGCAAUGGGACUGAUGAAAUACAACAAUGACUGGGGAGCCAUACAAAAGCACUUUCUUCCUUGUAAAACGAAGCAUCAGAUAUUUGUUAGGCAAAAGAAUCGUAGCUCUUCCAAGGCACCUGCAAAUCCAAUAAAGGCUGUGCGACGGAUGAAAACUUCUCCAUUGACAGCAGAUGAGAAGGCACGGAUCUAUGAGGGCCUCAAGCUUUUUAAACAGGACUGGUUAUCAGUUUGGAAGUAUUUUGUUCGACACAGAGAUCCCUCCUUGCUACCACGGCAGUGGCGAAUUGCUACUGGAACACAGAAAUCUUACAGAAAGAGUGAAGCCAUAAAGGAGAAGAGGAGAUUAUAUGAAGCAAAACGAAGAAGACUGAAGGCUUCAAUGGUUGAUGGGCACCCAUUAUCUGAGAAGGAGGUUGAUAAUGAAGAGGAUAAUAGUGGAGAGGACAUGGACAAUGAAAAUGAAGCUUAUGUUCAUGAAGCAUUCCUUGCAGACACUGAAACAGGGAGCUCCAAUAACUUAUCCUAUGAGAUUUCUCUUUCAGGCAUUGGUAGGAGCAAUGUACAGUUUACCAACAUGAUUAUCUAUCAUGGUACCAACACUACUGAAAAGUUUGCUUCCAGCUCAGAAUGCUUUCAAGUGCAGAAGGACAGAGCAGUGCAUGAAAUUAACAAUUCCUUAAAGCCCAUGAAAAGUAUGCAUCCUUUAUCUCACUGUUCUGACCCCAGAUAUACUUCAUCUUACACUUCACAGUUGAAUCAUCUUUCUUCCAUUUCCAAUUUCGGGAGACCUGGAAGUCAUUUAGGGUCAUUACCCUGCCCAACACGUAAAUGUAAAGGUGCACGAGUGGUCAAGUUGGCACCUGGCUUGCCUCCUAUAAACCUUCCCCCUUCUGUUCGUGUCAUAUCUCAGUCAGCUCUCCAAAAUCAUCCCAGUGGAUCAGCACAUGCUUACACAAGUAAGAAUGGAGUUAGAAAUCCAUCCAAGUCUUCUGGAGUAGCAAAGGGAGAAAGUACUGUAACAAAUCCUGGCGAAAAUUUAAUCAUGCCAUCAGAUAAUGGUCCAGAAGCUAGUCACCGGCAAGUUGGUGGAGCUACUUCAGAUCAGCAUGUGGCAGAAGAAAAUGCUUCACAAUCAGAUCUCCAGAUGCACCCAUUGCUGUUCCAUGCCUCUGAAGAUCAACUUUCAUCAUAUUAUUCUAUGAACACACAUCCUGCUGCUUCUGGUACUUGUCACCUGGGGGCUCAACUUCAAAAAGAUUCCAUUUUUUCCAAAUCUCAACAUUGUUUUACUAUGAAAGACAGGAUCAGUGGAAGUCGAAAUUCAAUAGAUGCACCAUUAGAUUUGUUUUCAGUUGACUUCCAUCCACUUCUGCGAAGAACCAACAAUGCAACUGCUGAUCUUGGUAUGGUGUCUUCAGUUGAUCCUGGUGUUUUUGCAGCAUCAAGUCAUCAUAAUAAGUUGUCCUGUGAUUCUAAUCCAGUCUCAAGAGAAAAUCUGGUUGGUAAUAGCCAAAUUCCAGCUGGUGGAGCACCCCUUUGCCAUCAUGAGAAGGAAAAUGAACUUGAUUUGGACAUACACUUGUAUUCGGUGAAAGAAAAUGAAAAGACAAGACAAGCUGGAGAUUCAAGUAUGCAUCAGUUCAACAAGUCGGGCAGUCCAAGGUUUCAGCCAACCAUGGAUAAAGGCAUAGAUGCUGAUAUGUCAUUUCAACAUAAUGCAAAUUGUUCUGAAUCUGCAGCUUCACGUACAAGAGGAUGCUGUGAAAAGGAUGUCAAUUCCUUGCAAGUUGUGCAGAUGCCCAAUGAUUGUCUAAGCCAGUGCACAAAAGAUUAUGAUGAAUCUGAUCUAGAUAUCAUAAUGGAACAAGAAGAAUUGAGUGACUCUGAUGACGAAAGUGCAAAUGUGGAGUUUGAAUGUGAGGAGAUUGAUGACUCGGAAGAUGAUGAAUCAGAAUAUGGACAAUCAACAGAAGCUCUAAUUAAGGAGGUUCCCACUGCUGCCAUAGUGAGGAAAAGUAAUCAAGAUAGUUGCAACUUCAAUCAUUCACGUCGAUCAACGCCAAUCAGACAAGGGUCAGUUGAGGAGGAGAUAAACCAAUCUAGCCUAGGGCAGUCAUGCCAAAAUCCGUGCCAUACUUUGCGGCUAAAACCCAAACAUGAAGAUGCAAAAAGGGACAUCUCUUCUAAAAGUUCUCAAGAGGUAGUUCACUCUCUUCCUGGACAAUUUGGCAAAGCUAGAAAUCCAAGGAGUUUGAAAGUGCAGCCACUGGGAGCAACACCACAUGCCAUUAGUCCUGAUAAUGAAUGCACCAAGAUUGUUGCUCCAAGAAAACCUAGAAAGCGUUGUGUAAAUAGUUCUCUGUGAUCCCCAUUAUGUGUCAUUUUCCUCACACCACAACAGUUCUCUGUGUAUUACUUGUCAUUUUCCUUGCUGCUCAGACACUCCGUGACAUGGUAAUCAUGUGAUGGUUCUGUCUCUGUUUGCCUAGUCGGAAGCUUCCACUCUGAAUGAGACUGAAGUAGGAUUGCUGGGUUAGCAUUAACCAGAAUCGAAUAGUUGGUUGACUCGGCAUCUUCACCUGAUAAGUAAUAUCAUUGCCGUAAUAGAUCAUAUAUGUCAAGGCUGGCAUUUUUUUCUUGUCGAUGUUCUAUGAUCAUCGGUAGGUUGACAUCUGCUGGCCUUACCUGCCAGAAUGUUGUGGAACUCACUUUCUCUGUAAGUAUGACAAAGGAAAAAAAAUUAUGAUUAUUCUAUUUCAACAAAUCGGAAGAUUUUUCUUUCA